GCUUCAACAAUUGUGAUCUAUAGUUUUUCCUUUAGUAAAGCCUACAGAAUACGUUACUGCGAAGGAAAUUCGUGUCAGUCAUUAUCAACAUAAUAAAUGUUCUAUAUUCUUCCGGUGAUGUAAAUAGAAAGGAGAACCUUUGUGCAAAUUAACAAAUGGAAAACUAUUUAGAAGUUGUCCACAGAACAGUGCAAAUCAUAGAGAUGACAACUGAAGUCACAGAAUCAAAACCCCUCAAGAAUUUGGAAGAAUUAUAUGAUAAUGUGAGAAAUUUGAAACCAUGGCCUAAUAUUAAGGGUCUAAGGGAAUCAACAGAUUAUGUGUACAAUGGUUCAGAAAUAAAUGCACAAAAAAUACAAUUACAAAAGUUUGAUAGAGAAAAUCAACCCAGGACGUUGCUUUGUCAUGAUAUGAAAGGCGGUUACUUAGAAGACAGAUUUAUAGAUGGAUCAAAAUUCUAUGAUUCUUAUAUAUUUUAUUAUUGGAGUGUCAUCGAUACCUUUGUGUAUUUCAGUCAUUAUUUUAUAACCAUACCACCUUUUGGAUGGAUUAACGCAGCACAUGAUCAUGGUGUUAAAGUGCUUGGCACUGUGAUUACUGAAAGAGAAGGUAUCUGGGAUCAUAUACUUGAAUCUCAGGAGGAAGUGAGAAGGUUUGCAGAUGCACUAAUAUUUGUUGCAAAAUUUUAUAAAUUUGAUGGCUGGUUAUUAAAUGUUGAAAAUGUCAUUAAAAGUGAGCAUGUUAAUAAUUUAAUUUAUUUCGUGAAAUAUCUAACAGAAAAUAUUCAUCAAGCAAUUAAAAAUUCUGAAGUUAUAUGGUACGACAGUGUAACUAAUGAAGGAACUUUAUCUUGGCAAAAUGAACUUAAUAAUAAAAAUUUAGAUUUUUUUUUAAAUUGUGAUGGCAUUUACUUGAAUUAUAACUGGAAUAAAUCGAAAUUAGAAAAAAGUUACGCACUCGCAAAAAAUCAUAACAGAGAUAUUCAUGAUAUUUAUGUAGGCAUAGAUGUUUGGGGAAGAGGUUGUCCUGGUGGUGGUGGAUUUAAUUCAACAUAUGCUUUAAGAAAGAUACGAGAGGAAGAACUUUCCGUUGCAAUUUUUGCGCCGGGCUGGACUUAUGAAUAUUUCGGCUCCAAAAAAUUUCAAGAAUUAGAGGAUGUAUUUUGGGCACAAUUAUUUUCUUAUUUAUACGUUCAUGUACCUAUUUACGAAGAAGAAGUAUUUAAAACAUCAUUUUGCCGUGGAAGUGGUAACGCGUAUUAUCGUUGCGGUGAGCUAGAAUUUGACAUACACGUUAUAAAAGGCAAAAGUAUAUUCGAAGAGAAAUCAUUUUACAACUUAUCCCUACAAAAACCACAAAUUUCCGUACCUAUACCGUACUUGAAAUUUACAUAUUUUCCUCAACCUCCUGAACAAAAAAGUGAAAAUGAUCGAAAUGAAUGUGUAAAAUCGGCGGUACAAUACGUUUAUGAAACAAGGAAAUACGUUAUUCGAAUUUUAGAAAAUAAUGUAAAUAUUCAAAAUAAAACACCGCUGCUAGACGUAAAUUACUUUGAAUUUUGCACUCAGUUUUCUUUCGAAGGAGGUGGUUGUUUAAAAUUAAUUACCAACGAUCUGAAAUCGUAUCACAGAUUGUUUCUCGUCCAUAUCGAGUUUCAACAAGACAUAGAAGCAUCUAUUAUUUAUGAAGAAAUAGAAUCAUUUGCAGCAAAUGGAAGUCGAAGUGAACCAAUAUUAGUUCUGGGCAAUGAUACCGGCUUAAAAUCUAUCAUCCACUAUAAAUUGGAAAAUCUGACGUCGAGAUGGAAAAAAUGUGUUUACCUGACGAGCAUGAGGACCGUGAACGAGAUCGGUGUAUCCUUCUCGAAGAGGAACGUCUGCUAUCUGGGAGAGAUCAUUCUGGAACAAAAGCGUCGACAUCUGAACGAUCGUUGGGCUUCAACCGACUGUGUCAAACGGAUCAGCGAUUACAGCGUCUAUUGACCUUUACCGAUCCACAC
Molecule: messenger RNA, 1999 nt
Organism: Eufriesea mexicana
Lineage: Eukaryota; Metazoa; Arthropoda; Insecta; Hymenoptera; Apidae
Gene: ENGase
Product: cytosolic endo-beta-N-acetylglucosaminidase
Exons: 9
Coding region: 156-1982 (608 amino acids)
Biological process (GO): protein deglycosylation
Cellular component (GO): cytoplasm
Molecular function (GO): mannosyl-glycoprotein endo-beta-N-acetylglucosaminidase activity
Source: RefSeq, a predicted model, not a curated record